This is a messenger RNA of Odontomachus brunneus, 766 nucleotides long. RefSeq lists its product as uncharacterized. The record is from RefSeq and is a predicted model, not a curated record. NCBI's taxonomy places the organism in Eukaryota, Metazoa, Arthropoda, Insecta, Hymenoptera, Formicidae. The coding region runs from base 118 to 444 and encodes 108 amino acids. The transcript is spliced from 3 exons.
CUGACAUUGUAACAUCGAUGAUACUUUGUGUUUCCUGGGUAUAUAUAGUAUUGCAUAUAAUGUAGCUGUUUUACUGACUUAAAAUAUGUACUUUUUAUUAACUCAAAAUUAUCAUGAAUGAAUAAUAUUUUAUUAGCUUUUGAUAGUUUCAAAGAAGAACGUUUUGCUGUAAUUAGUAAGCCUGCAGAAGAAAAUGCAUGUUCAGAUGCAGAACUUGUGGUUGGUACAGCAUAUACACAGCACAUUAGUUUAUAUAAACUAGUUUAUAUAAACUUGGAAACGAGGACUUCAUUUCAUUCCACCAUUUUAAAAGAUCUUCGACAGGCUAUGUGGGUUGGCAAAAAGUCCGGAAACGGUCAAAUAUCUCGAAAAGGAUCAACUAUAGCGAAAAAUAUAUCUUUAGGGCCGGUUUCACCAACUACGAUUAAGCUAACCGACGGUUAAAAGUAGCGGAGUAGCCGACACCUACGUCGUGGGUCUGCAGUUUAUAUAGAUGGGCCUCUAAACGCUCCGUGACGCGUCAGUGGCAACAACGGCGGCGACGGCGGCGGCGUACGCCGAAAAUCUCACAGUGACGGCGGCGGCGGCGGCGGCGUAGCGUGGCCGCAGAUGUCUACUGUGGACGGGCCUGAGAACUAGAGAUGGGCGAUACAAUCCAAAAGUAUCGAUACACCGUAUCGAAACGUAUCGUAAAUACAAGUAUCGAUACGAAAAAAAAUAUCGAAGUUUUUGUAUCGAUAUUGCCAAUAUCGAUACUUGAAUUGAA